AGCAGACGAGCGUUUCGUGGGUUCGAAAGAAGAGAGGAUGAGCGGGUAAAGGCGAUUAGGGGGCGGCAAGACGACGGCUCGUGGACGCGCGGAUCGACAGUAGCGUGAAGGCAGUCCGAGAGAAUGACUCGUCGCGCGCGUUUCAGCGUUUUGUGGCUGGCGGCCGUCGUGGCCCUGCUCGUGCCCUUCGCCGCGGCGUUAUCCAAGAGCGACCUGUACCCUUACGCGACCCCCGGCACCUCGAUCCUGCAGAGCAACGUCAACGAAUUGCUAGUUUCCGCGGAGGUCACACUGAAGACACCGAUCGCCUUCUAUGACAAAAUUUACAACUACAUUUUCGUAAACGCGAAUGGCGUGCUCACGUUCUCCAGAGCGAUGCAGAGGUUCUUCAAUAUCGCGUUCCCGCUGGACGAUCCGGUUAUCGCGCCGCUCUACACCCACGUGGACACCAGAGGAUCCGGAAGGGUCUAUUACGGCGAAACGGAUUCACCGGACGUUCUCGCGAGAGCCGGAGGAAUGGUUCGCAGCGCGUUCAAGGACGCGGCUGACUUCAUGCCCACGCACGUGUUCAUCGCCACCUGGCUGGACGUCGGCUACUUCAACAAGGGAAGCGACAAAGUGAACACGUACCAAGUGGCCGUCGCUUCGAACGGCACGCAUUCCUACACGGAGUUGCUGUACCCGGAUAAUGGGAUACAGUGGAUUCAAGGCGAAUCGCACCCCAGCGGCCUGCCGGACGCCAAGGCGCAGGCAGGAUUUAUGAGCGAGGGAAGAAUGUACACCUUGAAGGGUUCCGGCACGGAUCAGAUUCAGAACGUCGACAAGUGGUCGAAUACUAACAGACCUGGACAGUGGAUCUUCCAGGUGGGACCCAUAUCCGAUGACGAGGACAUCAAGGUCCCCGACAACAUCGAGGACGUCAACGCGACGAACCAGGCGGCCAGCUGCAGAACAGGGGCAACGACUUGCCACAGCAAAGCAACGUGCGUCGACUACGAGAUCGGUUUCUGCUGUCGUUGCAAGCAAGGAUUCUUUGGCAACGGCAAAUCCUGUCAACCAAACGACGUACCGCUUCGCGUAAUUGGACGCAUUUCCGGGACCAUCAAUGGCAUUGAGUUUCCGUCGAGGGACCUGCAGUGUUACGUGCAAACGGAGGACGGAAGGACGUAUACUGCCCUGUCGAGGAUGCCCGAGGGGAUCGGCGCCAGUUUCCAACUGCUCGGAAAUCUGGGCGGAGUGAUCGGCUGGCUGUUCGCGAAACCUGUUGGCGACACGAUGAACGGAUACGAGCUGACAGGUGGUCUGUUCAACCACACGACGGAACUGACGUUCCCUCCGUCGGACUACAAGGUGACGAUCCGAAGCAAUUACCUCGGGCUGGACGUUUUCGGACAGCUGAAGAUGGAGGCGGAUAUCCAAGGUUCGGUGCCGCUGUUGUCGGCGGAUACCCGAGUGAAUUACGGCGACUACGACGAACUUUACACGAAAGCGCAACCCGGAGUGAUUCGUUCUCGAAGCGAGAGGAUUUGCAAGGUGAACGACGGUAACGGGGAACGAGAUCUGAGCUUCACGCAGGACCAAACGAUCGUCUAUCACGAGUGUCCGUACCUGGUCUCUGACCCUGAAGACGACACCACGCGGCUCAAGCACUCCAGGGGCGUCACGACUUACGAAGCCACGGAAGGAAUCAUACGUUUCGCCGUAAACACGAAAGUGACGCCCUUGGAGGAGGAGGACCCUUGCAUUCAAGGGAGACACACUUGCACCGAUCACAGCAACUGCAUCGUCGAAGGAGACGAUUUCAAGUGUGUCUGCAAUCCUGGAUAUCAAUAUUUGUACGAAGAAGACGGUAGCGCGAUCUGCGUGGACGUGAACGAGUGCACCGCUGGAAAUCACGUGUGCUCCCCAGACGCACAGUGCAUCAACCAGGAGGGUAGCCACACCUGUCAAUGCAGACCAGGCUUCUCCGGGGAUGGUCGUUCUUGCGAUAGGCUUCCAUCGUGCGAGGAUACUCGUUGCGGUGGCUUCGAGCAGUGUUUAAUGGUCGAAGGCAUGCCCAGAUGCUCCUGCAUGCUUGGUUUCGAGGACACAGAGCAGGGCUGUUACGCUGUGCAACGAGGUUCCUGCGAAGUCGAGGAUAACUGUUCCCCCCAUGGCGUCUGCAGUUUCAUCGGGGACAAGCACGUAUGCGUCUGUUUACCAGGUUACCUUGGCGAUGGUUACACGUGCGCUCUGGAAAUUGACGUGACCACAACGGACGAACCGCCGAAACCGCAAUGCUUGGAGGAGAUGUGCUGGUGCCCGGACGGUUGGGAAUACCGGAACAACGAAUGCAUGCGCCAGGAAGAAGAGGAAACCAGAACCGUCGACUACGAUCGGGACUUAUCGGCGCGUCCGCUCCCGCAAUGCUACGAAGACUACUGUGCGUGCCCAUGGGGAUACGAUUACGACCGUUCGGAGGAGAUUUGCGUGCCUCGGCCUGGAUACAACCACGAAACGAUGGGCCCGUCAGGAGUUCACUUAUCGUGCAACGUGGUGAACAGGUGUCAUCCCUACGCCCAGUGUAUCUACGUGACGAGCACCGCGGACUACGAAUGUCGCUGUAAUCCUGGUUACGAGGGUGACGGUAUGGACUGCACGAAAACAGAGGUGUCCUGUUUGGACGUGGACAUCUGCGACCCGAACGCUUCCUGCCAGCACGAGGAACCGUUGGCCAAAUGCGUCUGCAAUCCAGGAUACGAGGGAGACGGAACCACUUGCAGUCCUAUCGACGAGUGCAACGUCGACUCGGAUUGUUUGGAGAACGAACGGUGCUCGUACAAUCCGACCAGCACGAGGUACGAGUGCGUGUGCAACCCGGAUUUCAGCAUGGUGGACGGACGAUGCGUGGUGUCCGAUUGCUCGACGAAUCCGUCUCAAUGUCACGUGAACGCACAGUGCAUGUCCGCCAGUGACGGCGGCUACAAGUGCGUUUGCAUCGAAGGAUACAACGGAGACGGGAUUCGUCAGUGCGUCGAGGACCAUAUCGGUUGCAACGUCCUGAAUAACUGUGGCAGGAACGCGGUCUGCGGAUACAAUCAGACGUCCGCGAAUUUCGGCUGCAUCUGCCAACCGGGCUUUUACGGCGAUGGUUUCACGUGUCUGCCACAAUCGUCCUGCCGACACGACUCGACCCUUUGCUCGCCAGAUGCGACUUGCGUGGCGGCUGGAGAGAAUCAAUUCGCUUGUGUGUGCAACGAAGGAUAUACGGGAGAUGGAGCAGACUGCAAGCCGCAGCCAAAACACGAGUCCAACUUCCUGUUGGUGAACCAAGGAAUGGCUACGCUUAGGAUACCGUCCGUCGCGACGUACGAUACACCGGGCACACCGAUCUACAUAGAGUACAAGCAAAUGGCGGUCGCGAUAGACAUCGAUUGCCUGAACGGGAAAGCGUACUCGAGCGACAUCACCGGUAGUCGAAUAAUCGAGUUAACUUACAACGGAUCGAUGGCGGAGACGUUCCUGCCGAAAGUGAGCAGCCCCGAGGGACUGACGGUCGAUUGGGUUUCUAGAAAUAUUUUCUGGACCGAUUCUGGGAAGACGACGGUGGAGGUCGCCAAUCUCGAGACGAAGAAACGUAAGGUGCUCGUUUCCGACGGACUGGUCUAUCCCAGAGGGAUAGCCGUUCAUCCAUACCGUGGAAAGAUAUUUUGGUCCGACUGGAACCGUGAAUCGCCGAAAUUGGAAUGGGCCAACGAGGACGGAACCGAUCGCGAAAUCUUCCUUCAAGGGGAUUACGUCAAGCUACCGAAUUCAUUAAGUAUCGAUUGGGCGACGGAUGAGCUGUGCUGGGCGGACGCCGGAACGUUUACGAUAAACUGUAUGGAGAUCGAUAGCAAGGAUAUCAACGUGGUCGCGAACGCGCUCACUUAUCCCUUCGGUCUGGCGAUCUCCCAUCAGAACUAUUACUGGACCGACUGGAAGACACACAAAAUCGAGGUUGCCAUGAAGAGCAGCGGGGACAGGAAGCCGGCCAUAUCGAUACCACCGGGAGGAAGCGGUAAAUUAUACGGAAUAGUCGCCGUUCCUGAGUCAUGCCCAAGAGUGACCAACGCCUGUCAAUACGAGAACGGAAAAUGUAACAAGGACCAAUUGUGCCUGCCGGACGGUCAAGGCGGCAGGACGUGUGCGUGCGCGGACGACGCGACAGGACCUUGCACCGAUUCUCAUUAACCGACACAAUUCGUCGACAGAAUCGAAGAGCAGGCAACACGAGAGCCUGCCUAGCGUUCGAUGAAGGAGGAAAAUACGGUCUGGCGGUUCUCUCCCGCCGACAUCACGGGCCGACCGCUGGAUCGCGUGUAAAUUAUAAUAUUAUUAAUGGUAUGAUUAGUUUGUCGUCGACGUUUUCGAGUAACACACUUUUUGUAUCUAAUGUAACGACCGCAGCGUGAAGCUGGCUGUAACGGCGCUGCGGCCCCAAUGACGCGUUAUUUAAUAAAAAUCCAAGAAACAUAA
Messenger RNA from Colletes gigas, 4497 nucleotides. It is a transcript of the gene Ndg, whose product is annotated as nidogen. Gene Ontology annotation, molecular function: calcium ion binding. Gene Ontology annotation, biological process: cell-matrix adhesion. The transcript has 21 exons. Bases 124 to 4212 code for a protein of 1362 amino acids. Lineage: Eukaryota; Metazoa; Arthropoda; Insecta; Hymenoptera; Colletidae. The record is from RefSeq and is a predicted model, not a curated record.